Molecule: messenger RNA, 1736 nt
Organism: Nicotiana tabacum (common tobacco)
Lineage: Eukaryota; Viridiplantae; Streptophyta; Magnoliopsida; Solanales; Solanaceae
Source: RefSeq, a predicted model, not a curated record
GAUGUUAGUAUCUGCAACAGAUUGCACAUUAUAAAUAAAUAUCUAUAUCAAGUCCUUCACAUUAAAUAUAUAAGCUAGUGUACAUUCUAGGCCAAAAACAUAGACAUGGCUCAACAAGAAAUGUCAUUGUCUUGGUUCAGUUUGCUUUCUCUUUUGCUAUUCAAAGUGUUUGUUUCUGGUGUUUUCUCCUUGAAUCCAAAUGGAAGUGAGUACAUUUCAGCUGUUGGGGAUCCAGGGAUGAGAUCAGACUCGCUAAGGGUGGCAAUAGAGGCAUGGAACCAAUGCAAUGAAGUUGGAGAAGAAGCGCCCAAAAUGGGAAGCCCAAGAGCUGCAGAAUGCUCUGAUGUUCUUGAUUCUCAGCAACAGGGUGGAAAUUGUUCUGCCUGUACCAGAGUUCCACCCUCAUUGGUACACAGAGUUACUGAAGAGGACAACUUGCUUGGGAUAGGAAAAUCUUUUGAUGGAUUAGAUAAAAAGGCACUUUUUAAUCCAGACCUUUAUGCAGCAGAAAAAGAACUUUAUUUGGGAUCAAAAUGUCAAGUUGAUGACAAGCCAAAUCCAUGGCAAUUUUGGAUGAUCAUGCUUAAGAGUGGUAACAUGGAUACAUAUGCUGCUAAAUGCCCGAAAAACGGUCACAAAGUAGGUCCAUUUGGUCCUCCUAGCCAAUUUCCAUGUUUUGGUAAAGGAUGUAUGAAUCAGCCAUUGAUUUACCACAAUUACACAUAUUUACAAGGGCCUAAUGAGACUACACUUAAAGGAAGUUUUUAUGGAUCAUGGGAUUUGGAUUCUGGUUUGAGCCAAACAAGUGUAAAUGAGAACAUUUCUUACUAUUCUGUAACAUGGCAGAAAGAACUAGGACAAGGAAGCUGGAUUUUUCACCAUGUUUUAAGAACCUCAACAAAGUAUCCUUGGUUGAUGCUUUACCUUAGAUCAGAUGCCACAUCUGGUUUUUCUGGUGGAUACCAUUAUCAAACUAGGGGCAUGUCAAAAAUUAUACCAGAAUCACCAAAUUUUAAGGUAAGAUUCACAUUGAAUGUGAUCAAUGGUGGAGGUCCAAAUAGCCAAUUUUAUCUAAUGGACAUGGGAAGUUGUUGGAAAAACAAUGGAGAGCCAUGUAAUGGGGAUGUGACUACAGAUGUCACAAGAUAUAGUGAGAUGAUCUUGAAUCCAGCAACACCAUCCUGGUGCAAAUCAGAUAGCCCAAAAUUGUGCCCUCCAUAUCACACAUAUCCAAAUGGAACAAGAGUUCAUCGAAGCGAGACUACUCGUUAUCCUUAUGAGGCUUACCAUUUGUAUUGUGCACCAGGGAAUGGGGAGCAUGUUGAGCAGCCUAGUGUUCCAUGUGACCCUUAUAGUAAUCCUCAACCUCAGGAGAUUUUGCAGAUUUUACCACAUCCUGUUUGGGGUGAAUAUGGUUAUCCUACUACCAAAGGACAAGGUUGGAUUGGAGAUCCAAAAACAUGGGAGCUUGAUGUUGGGAGGCUGUCCCAAUCCCUAUAUUUUUACCAGGAUCCAGGAACUGCACCAGCAAAGAGGAAGUGGAGUUCAAUUGACUUGGGAACUGAAAUUUAUAGAGACGCUAAUCAAGUGGCUGAGUGGACUGUCACUGAUUUUGACAUUCUUGUACCCAAUAAGAAUUAGAAGUAUUAAAUGUUAAAAGAACUCAUGUUUUACCCAUAAAGGAUGAAUGGAAAAAGAUUCUAAUGAAUCCUUUCUUUCUUUUUUUGGUUCUUGGA